Molecule: messenger RNA, 1174 nt
Organism: Brassica napus (rape)
Lineage: Eukaryota; Viridiplantae; Streptophyta; Magnoliopsida; Brassicales; Brassicaceae
Product: T-complex protein 1 subunit eta
Exons: 3
Coding region: 227-613 (128 amino acids)
Biological process (GO): protein folding
Cellular component (GO): chaperonin-containing T-complex
Molecular function (GO): ATP hydrolysis activity; ATP binding; ATP-dependent protein folding chaperone
Source: RefSeq, a predicted model, not a curated record
AUCAAAAACAAUGAAAAUCAAUACAAACGUCUCUUAAUUAAGAAGUUUUUUCCUCCGUCCUUAAGUGCCAUGUGGCAGCUGCAGAUUAGGUGUCCAAAUCGAGUAGGGGAAAAUUGCGGCUCUCCCGAAUCUACUUUGUUUGGAUUUUUUCGUGAACAGCAACCGCAAAUCAUACGCCGUCACGGCGGUCGGCGAUGUGGUUCGAACCACGCUCGGGCCGCGAGGGAUGGACAAGCUCAUCCACGACGAUAAGGGAUCCGUCAUCAUUUCCAACGACGGCGCUACCAUCAUGAAGCUCCUCGACAUUGUUCAUCCCACAGCUAAGAUCCUCGUCGAUAUCGCCAAAUCUCAAGACUCAGAGGUAGGUGAUGGGACGACUACAGUUGUUCUUCUUGCAGCUGAGUUUUUGAAGGAGGCUAAGCCGUUUGUUGAGGAUGGUGUUCACUCUCAGAAUCUGAUUAGGAGUUAUCGUACUGCGAGCACUUUGGCAAUUGAGAAAGUUAAAGAACUCGCUGUUAGUAUUGAGGGGAAGAGUGUGGAGGAAAAGAAAGGUCUGUUGGCUAAAUGUGCUGCUACUACUCUUUCCUCUAAGCUUAUUGGUGGGAGAGAAUGAGUUUUUUGCUACUAUGGUUGUUGAUGAUGUUAUGGCUACUGGGAAUGACGACAGGCUGAAUUUGAUUGGGAUUAAAAAGGUAAAAGACUUUUAUCUUUUUAAAGCUUUUUUAAUUGGCUUUGCAUUGGAGUUAAGUUAUUUUCUUAUUCACUAUGUCCAAACUUGUGUUAUCUUCUGUUUAUCCGGCAAAUCAAACUCUGGCCAUUGAUGAUUUUACAUGGCUUUGUCAAAUUCCAAAUUCCAAUAGGAUAGCACGUACAUUAUUUCUAUGCUUCAUUCCACUACUAUGGUUGUUGAUGCUGUUAUGGUUUACUCUGCAUGUUCCUGGAGGUAACAUGCGAGACUCUUUCCUAGUUGAUGGUUUUGCUGGUUUUGAACAACAGCCAAAGAAGUUUCUAAAUCUCAAUAUCCUCCUGCUUAACAUCAAAUUGGAGUUGAAAUCUGAGAAAGAAAACACUGAGAUUAGGUUGGCAUUAUAAUUUCAAGUUUUUUUUUGUAAGGUUUUUGGCAACUUUGUAAUUUUCUUAUGUUUUCAAUUUAAAUGUUAUAUGUUUUCUUAAA